This is a messenger RNA of Eupeodes corollae, 393 nucleotides long. Its product is annotated as zinc finger BED domain-containing protein 4-like. The record is from RefSeq and is a predicted model, not a curated record. Bases 1 to 393 code for a protein of 130 amino acids. Lineage: Eukaryota; Metazoa; Arthropoda; Insecta; Diptera; Syrphidae. The transcript has a single exon. Gene Ontology annotation, molecular function: protein dimerization activity.
AUGGAUGAGACUUUACAUUUGGAACCAGGAACGUGCGGUUUAAGUUACAAGGCUUGCUUCAGAAGUGAUAUGACAAUGAUGCUAGAUUCAUCAACUGAAGACGAAGGUGAAGGAGAAUCUGAUAAUAAUAAUAAUGAUGAUGUUACCGAAACUAGACUAGAAUUGAAUAAUAAUCCACUUGAUUGGUGGAAAGCCCAUCAAACAGACUUUAAAAGGCUCUCCAAAGUUGCACUGAGGUAUUUAUCACUUCCACCAGCCAGUGUUCUCAGCGAACAACUAUUUAGCGGAACUGGAUUAAUAUACGAUCCACAAAGAAACAGAUUACAGUCUGAGAAGGCUGCAAUCUUGCUUUUUACUAAAUAUAACUCACCCGUUGUUAAAUUUAAUUAUUGA